CACACACACGCAUAAACAAAAAAGAAGAAGAAGACGAACCCAGAAAAAAAGCAAAAAAAAAGGUCGAAUAAAAAAGAAGAAGAAGAAAAGAUUUGAGAUUUAGCUGCAGGGGAGGUGGUUGAACAAAACCCUAAUCCCAAUCUGCCCCGAAUAUGCCAUUUUUGAGGAUUGUGAGACUUCUCCUACCAGGAAUAAGGGUCUUGAUAAGAAGAUCUCUAAUUUGGUUGUUGUAGAUGCAUCUCCGUGAAAUUAUUCCCUCUUGGAUCUACCAGUUCUUUGGUUGCAUGGGAGGUUGUUUUGGAUGCUGCAAUAAACCACCGCUUAUAGUUGCAGUGGAUGAGCCGUCUAAAGGGUUAAGGAUUCAAGGUCGUUUAGUGAAGAAGCCAAGUGUAUCAGACGGCUUCUGGAGCACAAGCACCUGCGAGAUGGACAACAGCACACUUCAGUCACAGAGAAGCAUUUCUUCUAUCAGCUUCACUAACAACACUUCUACUUCUGCAAGUACAAGCAACCCCUCAGAAUUUGUAAACAACGGAUUGAACCACUGGAACCAAACUAGGCAACAGUGGCUUGCAAAUGGAACUUCUCAAAAAAAGGCCAAACUUCGAGAACCUACAAUAAGCUGGAAUGCAACAUAUGAGAGCUUGUUGGGUAUGAACAAGAGGUUCUCUCGUCCAAUACCUCUCCCUGAAAUGGUUGAUUUUCUGGUUGAUGUGUGGGAGCAAGAAGGCUUGUAUGAUUAAGUUGCAAACUCUUGAAACUUAAUUAGUUUCUCAUCUUUUUUUAUUAAUUAUGUGUGUAAUCAAAAGAAGAAAAAACAAAUUUCCAGAACUUGGAUUUUUAGACUUUAGCUUCCUGAAAGUAAAAACUCUCAAGGAACAUUUCGAAAACACGAUUUUAGACCCCCUUUUUUUUUGUUUGUUUGGUCUUUGUGUAAUAGUCAAUUUAUUACGUCGAUUUUUAUUACACUCGGAAUUGUAAUACUAUGACAAAAGUGGUUUCAGCUAUUUUCUAA
Molecule: messenger RNA, 1015 nt
Organism: Camelina sativa (false flax)
Lineage: Eukaryota; Viridiplantae; Streptophyta; Magnoliopsida; Brassicales; Brassicaceae
Source: RefSeq, a predicted model, not a curated record